AUGGCAGCAGCAGCACCACCACCACCGGCACCCGUGGCCAUAGACCUCAAGUCGCAAGCCACAUUUCCGAUCCGCUUGGGGGCUAGCAUCUUGAAGUCUUCCUCUUCUCCUUCUUCUUCUUCUUCCUCUCCCUCCUGCUCCGCCGACGAAGGAAAGCGAUUUACGAAUCUACGAUAUAAUCAUAAACCUCAUUUCAAGCAUGGAGGGGGGGCGGCAGCGGCGGUGAAAGCGAGGAUUCGACAGGGAGAUGAGGCGGGCGAGAGCAGACUGGAGCUGGAAGAUGGGGAGGGGAAAUAUGCGUAUUCCGGAAGAUAUGGACACGACGAGGAGAGUUAUGUGCUGGUCAUCAGAGGGAAUGAGGGUGUGUUGGAGCGUGUGGGUACGACACAUGGGUUCAAUUUGAUCCAGACGCCGAGCGAGAGCGAUGCGGCGAAGCUGGCGGAGAGGUAUCCUCCUCUCGGCGGCGAGGAUGAGGGCGAGGAUGAUCUCUUCGGGGAGGAGGAGGAGGAUGCGCCGCCGGACGAGGGCAACCCGUUCGAUUACCGACAUUUCCUGAAAGCGGAGCUGGAGAAGGCCGAGAGUACGAAUGCGAAUCUGGACGCUUCGAGAACGCCGCACGUCGUGCCGAAGCCGACGGUGAGCACGGCGGCCACGAGCAAGCCUGCGAGACGUACGGGUACGGAGACGAAGACGGAACCGGCGAAGAAGCGCAAGACUCCGGCGACCAACAAGGCGAAUGCGAAGAGACUGAAGGCCGGACAGGAGUCUACAACAGCAUCAUCCGCUGCUGCCACCACCGCAGGGCCCGUGAAGCCAAAGGCAAAGCCCGAAGUACCCAAGAUCAAUCUGGAUCGCAAGGCAUCGCUCGACGAUUCCGGCGAGCUGAUCCUGGAGAACGAAACGCCCAUCACGGAGAAGCCGCCCAAACACAGCGCCAUGGCCCUCGCUCUGCAGGGCCAACUCAACGGACCCAUCAGUCUUCGCUCCGCGGCCAACAGCCCUGGCAGCCAUGUCGCUUCGCCCGCACCACAGCGUCCGGAAGGUGUAGAGGAGGCGUAUGUAUUCGAAUUCGAUGAUGAUCCCGAACCGGAACCGGAACCUACCAAGGAAAACGACGACGACGAGGAGGAAGAGGACGAAGACGCCAGGGAUGGAGAUGAAGAAGACGGCGAUGUGGAAGAUUUCGAAUUACCGUCGCCGGCGCAGAAUCGGGACAACAGAGAGCCUGCUCCCGGGGACGAAGAGGACGAUUUGGAUAAGCAACUCGCUCUGGCGAUGAUGGAAGAGGAUGAUGGAGGACAUCAGCAGGAGAGCGAGGAGGAAAGUGAGGAGGAGUAA
Molecule: messenger RNA, 1338 nt
Organism: Lecanosticta acicola
Lineage: Eukaryota; Fungi; Ascomycota; Dothideomycetes; Mycosphaerellales; Mycosphaerellaceae
Source: the annotation of a GenBank genome assembly